Brugia malayi is the source of this 1026-nucleotide messenger RNA. RefSeq lists its product as uncharacterized. The transcript is spliced from 6 exons. Gene Ontology annotation, cellular component: membrane. The coding region runs from base 1 to 1026 and encodes 341 amino acids. The record is from RefSeq and is a predicted model, not a curated record. Lineage: Eukaryota; Metazoa; Nematoda; Chromadorea; Rhabditida; Onchocercidae.
AUGGAAAACGAAACGCUAAACCUAUUGGAUAAUAAUUAUAGCAAUGAAAUACCACAAUCAGAGUUAUGCGGUGAUUCUGAAUUUUACACAUUGGCACGAUUUAUCUUUUUAAUGAUUGCAUCAUUUAUUGCAUGGCUUGGUACCUGUGGUAAUUUACUUUUAGUUUAUAUUUUUAUGACACGAACUUAUCCAACGUCAACAAAAUAUCCUACUGUGUUAGCGAUUCUUGAUGCAUUAAUUUGUAUUCUUUAUAUUAUGUUAUUUGGAAUUGAUGCAGCAAUUGUUUAUCUUAAAGUUUCAAAUUUAUUCAUACUGUAUCAUAUUUAUAUUGUACCAGCAUAUGUUAUCAGUCGAAUAACACAAUUAGCUAUACCAUAUAUGCUAAUUUUAACAACAUUAGAACGUUUUGUAUGGAUAUCUGGUCAGAAGACAAAAAAAUUUUUGAAACGAAUGUUUAGCGAUCAUGGCCAUCACAUUACAGUCAUACUUUUAUUACUUUGUUGUACAAUUUCACGUCUACCAACAGCAUUUGCAAUUGUAGUACAUCAUUUUCCAAAUUGUAACGAUUUUUUGCGCACACAAAGCACGGGACCAGCUGAUUGGGUACACGAUAGUAAAGUUUAUUAUUUCUUCGAUUUUCAUCUCUUAUCAAUUGCUCAAACAUUUAUUCCAUUUAUUGUUCUUGUUGUGUUUAAUUUUAUUAUUAUUCGAAAAUUACCAAAAGAAAAUUUGGAUCGAGGAAAGAAUCAUACGAAAGAAACAGAUCAAGAAAAUGGACAUUUUUUAAUUGAGCAAAAUUAUUCUACCUCAAUUCAUAAUCAACAAUUGCAACAGGAACAAGAACAAGAACAAUUUUCCAUUUCAAAUGCAUUAUUUGAAUUUGAUGAAUCGAAUCGAAAUACUUCAAAAUUUGAGCAUAAAUCAAAAUUAUUAAAUACCAUCUGGAGUUCAAAGUUCAAAAGACGUAAUGAUUCAUUGUUUGAAGCAAAAAAUGGAAGUAAGCUAAUGAUUAUUAAUGUAAAUUAA